AUGGCAGUGCCGGCGGCUUUGAUCCCUCCGACCCAGCUGGUCCCCCCUCAACCCCCGAUCUCCACGUCUGCUUCUUCCUCGGGCACCACCACCUCCACCUCCUCUGCGACCUCGUCUCCGGCUCCGUCCAUCGGGCCCCAGGCGCCUUCUGGGCCAACUCUGUUCCGGCCGGAGCCCAUCGCGGCGGCGGCGGCGGCCACAGUCACCUCUCCGGGCGGCGGCGGCGGCGGCGGCGGCCACGGCGAGUAUCUGCAGCAGCAGCAGCAGAGCAGCAGUAGCAGUAGCAGCAGCAGUAGCAGCAGCAGCAGCAGUAGCAGCAGCAGUAGCAGCAGCAGCAGCAGUAGCAGCAGCAGCAGCAGCAGCAGCUGCGGCCCCCUCCCCGGAAAGCCCGUGUACUCAACCCCGUCCCCAGUGGAAAACACCCCCCAGAAUAAUGAGUGCAAAAUGGUGGAUCUGAGGGGGGCCAAAGUGGCUUCCUUCACGGUGGAAGGCUGCGAGCUGAUCUGCCUGCCCCAGGCUUUCGACCUGUUCCUGAAGCACUUGGUGGGGGGCUUGCACACGGUCUACACCAAGCUGAAGCGGUUGGAGAUCACGCCGGUGGUGUGCAAUGUGGAACAGGUUCGCAUCCUGAGGGGACUGGGCGCCAUCCAGCCCGGAGUCAACCGCUGCAAACUCAUCUCCAGGAAGGACUUCGAGACCCUCUACAAUGACUGCACCAACGCCAGUUCUAGACCUGGAAGGCCUCCUAAGAGGACUCAAAGUGUCACCUCCCCUGAGAACUCUCACAUCAUGCCACAUUCUGUCCCUGGCCUCAUGUCUCCUGGGAUAAUUCCACCAACAGGUCUGACAGCAGCAGCUGCAGCAGCUGCCGCUGCUACCAACGCAGCCAUCGCGGAAGCAAUGAAGGUGAAAAAAAUCAAAUUAGAAGCUAUGAGCAACUAUCAUGCCAGUAAUAACCAACAUGGAGCCGAUUCUGAAAACGGAGACAUGAAUUCAAGUGUUGGACUCGAACUUCCUUUUAUGAUGAUGCCCCACCCUCUAAUCCCUGUCAGCCUACCUCCAGCCUCAGUCACCAUGGCAAUGAGCCAGAUGAACCACCUCAGCACCAUUGCUAACAUGGCUGCAGCAGCACAAGUGCAGAGUCCUCCAUCCAGAGUUGAAACAUCUGUAAUUAAGGAGCGUGUUCCUGACAGCCCCUCUCCUGCACCAUCUCUGGAGGAGGGUCGAAGGCCUGGCAGUCACCCCUCAUCACAUCGCAGCAGCAGUGUGUCCAGCUCCCCGGCUAGGACCGAGAGUUCUUCUGACAGAAUCCCUGUACACCAGAAUGGAUUGUCCAUGAACCAGAUGCUCAUGGGUUUAUCACCAAAUGUCCUCCCAGGGCCAAAGGAAGGAGAUUUGGCUGGUCAUGACAUGGGACAUGAUUCAAAACGGAUGCAUAUUGAGAAAGAUGAGACCCCGCUUUCUACACCAACUGCAAGAGACAGCCUUGACAAACUUUCUCUAACUGGGCACGGACAACCGCUACCUCCAGGUUUUCCAUCUCCUUUCCUGUUUCCUGAUGGAUUGUCUUCCAUAGAGACCCUUCUGACUAAUAUCCAGGGGCUAUUGAAAGUGGCCAUAGAUAAUGCCAGAGCUCAGGAAAAACAGGUUCAACUGGAAAAAACGGAGCUGAAGAUGGAUUUUUUAAGGGAACGAGAACUAAGAGAAACACUUGAGAAGCAGCUGGCUAUGGAGCAAAAGAAUAGAGCUAUUGUUCAAAAAAGACUAAAGAAGGAAAAGAAGGCAAAGAGAAAAUUGCAGGAAGCACUUGAAUUUGAGACAAAACGGCGUGAGCAAGCGGAACAGACACUAAAACAGGCAGCGUCCACGGACAGUCUCAGGGUCCUUAAUGACUCUCUGACCCCAGAGAUAGAAGCUGACCGCAGCGGCGGUAGAACAGAUGCAGAAAGGACAAUACAAGAUGGGAGACUGUAUUUGAAGACUACUGUCAUGUACUGAAUCUAUCUGGUUGAAGAAAUCAAGUUCAUAUAAAGAACUUUGCUGUCAGACAUUUGUCAUUGGCAAGUUUGGAAAAACUAAGGUCCUUUUAAGGAAACUUCUUCCAUUUUGUGUAGUAAUGUUCUUUAACAUUUAAGUACUCUACAAAAA
Molecule: messenger RNA, 2148 nt
Organism: Dipodomys ordii (Ord's kangaroo rat)
Lineage: Eukaryota; Metazoa; Chordata; Mammalia; Rodentia; Heteromyidae
Gene: Dach1
Product: dachshund family transcription factor 1
Exons: 12
Coding region: 1-1998 (665 amino acids)
Source: RefSeq, a predicted model, not a curated record